GCGGCUAGUGGCGAUAUUCCCAUGCCCCAGGAAUCUUCUCAGCAACUCCUCGAGGAUAUGCGCAUGAAAUUCGAGAAGGAUAUCCUAGAACUACAGGAGGAGAUACCGGUCUCAGCCGUGAUGGUCUUACUCGUCCCAGACAAUGGGUACAUCGACAUGAACAACAUUGCGUCCGUUCCCGUCGAAGGGCACCCAUGCUUCCCAUCAUGGUUUGAGCAGCUUACUGAAUUCAACCAAAACCGGUGGUUGUCAAUCAUGGCGGCGUAUGAUUCCACCGAUGCAAUCAAUCUUGAACCGAGGAAGGACCACACAGUCAAGCGUCGGCCUGGCAAAGCCUCUCACUCAAAGGUGCGCAUGAAGAUGAAGACCAAUGAUUUGCCUUUGAAGAUUGCAGAUUUCGAUAUCAAGCACGGGAUGGGCGCCUCUGGAUGGCCUGGAGAGCCUUCCUGGAGAAAUAUCGCGCUCAAUAGAGAUAAAUAUUGGCCCCAAGAUACUCCCCAAUGGUGGGAAACCGGGGAUCCGAGCAAAAUCACUAUAGACAGUUGCUACAAGAUGCUGAACAAUAUGAUGGACGGCGUCAAGGGUACGAUUCCGGAGGAGGAGAUAAUUCGAUACCUUCAGUACAACCCCGAGCUUGUCAACACCAAGUCUGGUGCAAAGCCAUCCAGAACGAAGAAUGCCGUAGAAACUGUUGACAUUCCUGAAGGAAAUACGGAGAAUCCAACAGAGGAGGAUAACACUGAGAGUUUGACAGAGAGAAAGGACGGGAAGGGUGCAACGGGGAACCAGCGUUCUUCUGAGGAGAUGUUUGGAGAUCGCUCGAGCGCAAAGGACCAAUCCGCGCAUACCGCUAGUCACGACUCCACCUCCGGAACGGCCACCUGCGUUCAACCAUCUUCUAGUGAGAGAAAUUGGUGGGAGGAAGGCGCGAAGCACAAUUCUUCUACAGGAGAGACUGUCCUAGACCGCGUCACGCAGAGCGUGGAACAAUCUCUCUUGGAUGGGAACUCCAACAACCACGGGUCUCCUAUCAACACGAUGCAUUCAUCCCAUGAACCAGAAGCAGAUCAAUUGCGUGUCACACAGGAAGAUCGGACGGAAUCCCAAGUCGAUGUUCUGGCUUCUAACGAGAUGAAUCAUGACCCUAAGGUUGAAAAGGGGUCUUUGGGUCGAUUAACGAAGAAAAAGAGGAACGAAAGUGCUAAACAAGGUAAUGCAAAGUCUGUGACCUCCCGCAAGAGAACCGUCGAAGGUGAAGACAGUGUCGAGCCGCCAAUGAAACGGCAGAAAUUGGGCAAUAAUCCGAAUCAGCCUCAUGAUGUAAAUAAGCAAACGGGCUACCCGGGAAGUGUUGAGUGGGGUUCGUCACCUUCCUCGUCGGUGUUACAUAUUCGUAGUGAUGUCUCACUUGUAUCAUAUGAAUUUAUCAAUUAUAUUGCACUUUGCUGCUUAGAACAAUUGCUUAGUAAUGUUGCACAAGCUGUUAGGCCCCAAUUUGACGCUAAUAAGACCCCGACUAAGAUAACGAAAAUUCUCGAUUAUAAAACAACAGAGGGUAUCGCAGAGCUACAAGAAGAGAUAACGAUCUCGGCCGUGAUGGUCCUACUCACCCAGAUGAUAGAUGUUAUUAUGCUUUUCCAUCUCACAGUCUACCCUUCAUUGAACAGUCUCAUGGACGAGGAUACAAUAAGGAGUUAA
Molecule: messenger RNA, 1698 nt
Organism: Acaulospora colombiana
Lineage: Eukaryota; Fungi; Glomeromycota; Glomeromycetes; Diversisporales; Acaulosporaceae
Source: the annotation of a GenBank genome assembly